GAACAAGCUGGCUUCUCCCCUUCCUUAUUUAACCAAAAGGGGGGAAAUUUUGUUUCUAUCGUUAGACUCUUGAGUUACCAUAUGGAAGAGGCUUACGAUUGCGACGAAGGGUGCAGGACGCCGAGGCACGCGGCGUUUCGGAUACCUGUAGUACCUCCCUGUCCACCGGCGCCGAUGAAGAAGAGAGAACCGGCGUACGUGAAGCGGGAUCCGCCGAAGAACGGCUUCUUUCAGCCACCUGAUCUGGAGGUUCUAUUCGCUUUCGUGCCAAGAAGGGAAGCGUGCGCCUGAACCAAAAUAUGAGGAUCAUUUUGCUCUGUAAUUACUUACAUCCUUCUCUUAACUAAUUAAGUAAAGCUGUGGCUUAGGUUCUGAAAUCUUUAGGAAACUGAGAGAUUCUUUGCUUCUGUUUGAAUUGUAGCUUCUCUCUUUUUUUUUUUUCUUUUUUCCGUAGCUCAUUUUUUGUGCAAUGAAGAUGUAAGAGGAGA
This is a messenger RNA of Rubroshorea leprosula, 488 nucleotides long. The record is from the annotation of a GenBank genome assembly. Lineage: Eukaryota; Viridiplantae; Streptophyta; Magnoliopsida; Malvales; Dipterocarpaceae.